AUGCAAAUAUUAGCAAAAGGAAAUUGCAUAGAAAUAGAACAAGAAAAUUUUCCUUGUCUUAAUGACAUACAAAAUUUGUCAGAUAAUUUUUCAUUUAAACUAGGUUCAGAAGAAUUAAGUUUAAACUGUUUAAGAUAUGUGGAAGCUUUAACAUUUUUACCAAAUUUUGAAAAUGAAAGAUUAUCAAAACAAAACAUUUUAAGGUUUUUCGAUAUAUUCAAAAAAAUUUUAUUCGAUGGAAACAAAUAUUUUUGUAAAGAUGAAGUAAUUUAUUGUAAAUUUUUAAUAACUGCAAUGAGAGGAAUUAGUAAUUUAAUACAGAUGUCUGAUGAUAUUAUAAUCAAUAAUUUAGGUGAAUUAUUAGGAAUAAUAAAGAAGUACAUGUUAUAUGGAUUAUCAGGGCAAGAAAAUUAUGAAAUACAAAAAUUAUUUCCUACUUCUACAAGUAUUCCUGAAGUUUUGAAACCAUCAAUUCAGCCUGUGCAGAAAAUAAGAGGAAAAUAUGACAAGAUAUCAAAAAAAAUUACAGUGACAUCUUUAAAUGAUGUUGAAGUUGAUGAUACAAAAAGUUCCAGUGAUUAUCUUAUACCUUCCGAUUAUGAUAAAAAUGAUUCUUAUUUAAGAUACAAAACAAGUGAUUCUGAUUUAUCUGAUUAUGAAACAUUUCAAACAACUAAAAUUACUUCAUUUAAAUCUAGAACUCGACAUUGUGCUUUAAUAUUAUUAGCAACUGUUGUUCAAAAAACAAGUCCUAAAAUAUUUAUAGGAUACAUGCCUUAUUUUUUACCUGAUGGAUCACAAUUUCAACAUAUGAGAACUUUAUUGACAUGUGUAUUAAGUGAUCCUUGUUCAAAAUGUAGGUGUGAAGCUGUAGGAAUUCUGUCAAUGAUUAUUUUUAAUUGCAAACAGUAUUUUUUAUUGGCUGAUGGCUUAUCAAAAUCUUCUUUCACCACUUUCUCAUGUACAAUAGCUAACAUUAUAAAAGAAUUACAUAAAUGUUUAUUUAAUUCAUUAGAAACAGAAAAAAAUAAUGCUAAUAUAAAGCGUUUAUUAAAAUGCAUAUCAGACUUAAUUCGAUGUACUCCGUAUCAUAAAGUGGAUCCAAGUUUAAUAAAAACUAUAGCUCAGCAAACCAAACCAUUUUUAACACAUAAAGAUGUUAAUAUUCAAAUAUUUGCUUUAAGUGUGUUUGGUUGCAUAAUUUCAGUAGAACCAAAAUUUAAAGAGUUAAAUGAAAUAAUUAUUAGUAAUGUAAAAAAUAAUUCUACAAUCAAAAGUUCUAUUGUAAGUUUAGAUGAUGAAAUUAUCGAUGAUUAUGAUUUAGAUAAUGAUGAAGAAUUUAAAAUAUCUCAAGAACAAAAACCAUGGUUACUAAAUCAGUGCCUUCAAAAUUUGAUGGAAAAAAAUAACGUCCAUGACACUGUAACAAAUGUUGCAUUACAAGUAGAAUCUUUGCAUGUUAUCGGUGCUCUAGCAAGAAACUAUUUUACUGAGACCAUUGUUAGUUAUCCAGAUGAUAUUGUAAAUUUACUGAAAUAUUGUUCGAAUAAAAAUGAAUAUUCAUUAAAGCUUUAUUCUGGAAAAUUAAUGGAAACUAUAUUUCAUUCUCUACAAUUUACCAUGACUCUUGAAGAUGAAAGUAAAAGAGCGUCAAUGUCUCUGGCAUUAUUUUUGUGGGAGUCAUUACUACCUGGUCCCAUUUCUACAUUAAUUCAAAAUCAAGAAGAGCCUAUGCUUCGAUGCACUGGAUGUGAUUGUAUAGCCAAUAUUGGAAUUCAACAUAAAAUUGGGUUUACUUCUUCUGGACAAAAUAGUUUAAUAUUCGAUCAAAUUUCGCGAGAUAAACAAAUAAUGUGUUUAACGUUAUUAUUUGGAUGUCUCAAAGAUGAAAGUUCGGCCGUUAGAAGUUCGUCUGCUCGAGCUCUCGCCAUUUUUGUUCUUUUCCCAUCGUUGAGAGACGAUAGUUUAUUUUUUUUGGAUGCAAUAGAUGCCACAAUAGCUGUGUCAAACGACGAACAAAGCACGGUGAGAACUCAGGCCUCAUGGCUUUUCGGUAAUCUAUCCGAAUCGAUUGUUAUUAAUCAACAAAACGAAAUAGAUGAUGGUGUCACGAUGGACGUUGUUGCAAAACUUUUGAAAACCGGUAUCAAUUUGGCGAGUGACGAGCCCAAAAUCAAGCCCGGAGCAGUGAGAGGCAUCGGAAAUUUGUUAAAAAUAAUAAAUGAAGACUUCGCGUCGAAACACAAAGAUAUCAUCGUGAACGGUUUGGAAAUAUUAAUAAAAAAUUCAACGUCGGGAGCUUUUAUGAAAGCCAGAUGGAAUUCGUGCUACGCUUUAGCCAAUUUACUUCAAAAUUCUUUAAUUAAUUCUAAUUACGAAUGGACAUCGAAAAUCGUAAACACUAUGAUUUCUUUAGUUCAACAUUAUAAAAAUUUUAAAGUUCGAAUAAGUGCGGGUUCCGUUUUGGGAGCACCUCCAACUCGCGAGAGUUACGGAGGUUUGUACAUAACCGUUUGGUCGGCCAUUUUGAACGCUUUGGAAAAUUCGAAAAACAUAUCGGAUUUUAACGAAUAUCAACACAGAGAUCAAUUAGUCGAUCAAUUGUGUUUGGUUAUGUGUCAUUUGAUCACGUUGAUCAAAAAAGACGAUUUAAAUUCGUUACAAGAUAUUUUAUAUUUUCAUUUAGAUAAUUUAGGACAUUUUAUGAAAAAGUUUCACGAAAGGUUAAUCCCGGAAAAAAGUGACGUAUUGUUAAAAGCAACGGAAAAAAUUCAUUUACUGUUUGACGAAAAAGGAAUGAAUGUCGAAGAAAAAAGCAUACUCAGAGUUUUACAAAAUUUGUUUUUAAAUGAAAGUUGA
Molecule: messenger RNA, 2859 nt
Organism: Pediculus humanus corporis (human body louse)
Lineage: Eukaryota; Metazoa; Arthropoda; Insecta; Psocodea; Pediculidae
Exons: 3
Coding region: 1-2859 (952 amino acids)
Source: RefSeq, a predicted model, not a curated record